AUGUUUAGACUAUCUGUACUAAGAUCAGCAGGUACAUCAACAGUGGCAUCUCAAUGUCGUGGGAUAAUCCUCCCUGCAGCGGCAAUGUAUACAUUGAGUUCAUUCAUAUUUGGUAAGGACGCAAGGUUAGCGGAUGCCAUGGAACGUGGUGAGUUACAUAACAAGAACGUUGAUUAUGCAAAAGAGGCCAAAGAACGCACUGAGUCGCGUAUCAGAGCUCUGGCCAAUAGCAGACCAAUGAAACCUCGGUACGAAGGCCAUGUCCCUCUUUAUCGAUACGAGAAAUUGUUAUUGUUUGCAAUUUCCGGCUGGAAUUCAUUCUUCCAUCCUGAGGAUGGUUACAAUAUCGUCCAGCUGGGCGAAGCUACUGCCUUGCCUAUCUUUUUAGAGAGCUUGAAGCAAACAAUGCUUAGCGAUUCCUCUGGGAGACGUAUUUUAAAGGAACAGCCCAAUAUUACAACUGAUACUUUGCACAUAGAAAAGUUGGCUAAAUUGCCACAUAAUACCUUUGGCUACGUGUACUAUCAAUGGCUGAAAAGAGAAAAUGUUUCUCCAGACACCAGAGCGCCCGUAAAAUUCAUCGAUGAUCCUAUGCAUGCAUACAUCUUCAAGAGGUAUAGACAAUGCCAUGACUUCUACCACGCUAUAACCAACAUGCCUAUUAUAAUUGAAGGGGAGGUAACUAUAAAGGCUCUCGAAGGUGCCAACUUGGGCGUCCCCAUGGCUAUACUUGGUGGUUUUCUUGCACCUUUGCGUCUAAAAAAGGUCCAGAGAAAAAGACUAUAUGAUAUAUACCUACCCUGGGCUGUCAGAACAGGUUUAAGCUGUAAACCAUUGAUCAAUGUGUAUUGGGAGGAAAUGUUGGAGAAGGACGUCGCUACUUUAAGGAAAGACCUGCAAAUAACACUUCCUCCAGAUCUAAGGACAAUGAGAAAGAAUCGUGCAGCCCUCAGAAGUGAGAUUGAUGCAAAAUACAAUUCACACAAAUGA
Molecule: messenger RNA, 990 nt
Organism: Saccharomyces mikatae IFO 1815
Lineage: Eukaryota; Fungi; Ascomycota; Saccharomycetes; Saccharomycetales; Saccharomycetaceae
Gene: COQ4
Product: ubiquinone biosynthesis protein COQ4
Exons: 1
Coding region: 1-990 (329 amino acids)
Biological process (GO): ubiquinone biosynthetic process
Cellular component (GO): mitochondrial inner membrane; mitochondrion
Source: RefSeq, a predicted model, not a curated record